Trypanosoma grayi is the source of this 408-nucleotide messenger RNA. RefSeq lists its product as hypothetical. The transcript has a single exon. Bases 1 to 408 code for a protein of 135 amino acids. The record is from RefSeq and is a predicted model, not a curated record. NCBI's taxonomy places the organism in Eukaryota, Euglenozoa, Kinetoplastea, Trypanosomatida, Trypanosomatidae.
AUGCUGAGGCUGACGGUGCCGCGGCUCGCGAGGGAGAUGACGUACGUGGAGGUGUGGGAGCACUUUAAGCGAUUUGGUGAUGCGCGGGGGCCCGACAGCGUCACCUGCCGCCUGCUCUGCACCGACGACGUGGCGGCGCAGCUCAACACGCGUGUGAAGAUGCGGUACCUGCUAGAGCAGUUCCUCGUCAAGAGCACGCCCGCAGGUGGGGCGGGUGGCGAGCAGCAGCGCUGGUGGGCAGGAGACUUCUCGCGUAGUGUUGACGGCGACCGNCGACGACGUGGCGGCGCAGCUCAACACGCGUGUGAAGAUGCGGUACCUGCUAGAGCAGUUCCUCGUCAAGAGCACGCCCGCAGGUGGAGCGGGUGGCGAGCAGCAGCGCUGGUGGGCAGGAGACUUCUCGCGUAG